CUCCGCCCGCACGCAGAGUACCUGCAGCCCGGCUCCUCUUGCUGGCCUUAAUCUUCAUGUCCUCCUCACAAUUUAGUCGUAGCAAGUCACCUUAAUCAGGCCGGGCUGGGCGGACUCUGUCGUGAUAAAUGACACCCAACCGAACCUGGCGAUUUUAAAAUAAUCAAGGUAGCUCCGGACUCAGGAAUGUUGUUUACAAGCGACACCUGCUGCGACCAAAAGCACAACGAAAGUAGAGACAGUAGCGCUGUCUGCGUCGGCAUGGACGGCUGGAGUCUCCCGUCUGCCGGAGGAGUUUCAGACCCUCCUUGUGGGGGAUCUCCGUCCCAGGUGCCCUUGAGGAAGCAUGCGGUGAAGAGGCACCACCACAAACACAACCUGAAGCACAGGUACGAGUUUCUGGAGACUCUGGGGAAAGGAACCUACGGCAAGGUGAAGAAGGCCAGGGAGAGAUCCGGGAGGCUGGUUGCUGUAAAGUCCAUCAGAAAGGAGAAGAUCAAAGACGAGCAGGACCUGGUGCACAUUCGCAGAGAAAUCGAGAUCAUGUCUUCUCUGUGUCAUCCUCACAUCAUCUCCAUAUAUGAAGUUUUCGAGAAUAAGGACAAAAUUGUGAUAGUGAUGGAGUACGCCAGCCGAGGGGACCUGUACGACUACAUCUGUGACAAGAAGAACCUCUCUGAGCGUGAUGCCAGACACUUCUUCAGACAAGUCGUCUCUGCUGUGCACUACUGCCAUCAGAAUGGGAUUGUACACAGAGACCUGAAACUGGAGAAUAUUUUACUAGAUGCCAAUGGCAAUGUGAAGAUUGCAGACUUUGGGUUGUCCAACCUCUACCACGGGGACGAAUUCCUGCAGACGUUCUGCGGCAGCCCUUUGUACGCCUCCCCAGAGAUAGUCAAUGGACGGCCAUACCGUGGACCGGAGGUGGACACCUGGUCUCUCGGAGUGCUGUUGUACACGCUGGUUCACGGCACCAUGCCGUUUGAUGGACUCAACCACAAGAUGCUGGUCCAGCAGAUAAGCACAGGAAACUACCGCAAACCCAGCAGGCCUUCAGACGCCUGUGGACUCAUCCGCUGGAUGCUCAUGGUGAAUCCUGAACGCAGGGCCACCAUAGAGGAGGUGGCUGGACACUGGUGGCUCAACUGGGGCUACCCUCAGUCCCUGCUGUGUGAGAAGAAGAGCAGUGUGGCAGAGCAGACCCCUUCAUCAGUAUCCCCAUCAACUUCAUAUCCCACAGGCCUGGCUAGUGUUGCUAGCUGGCUGCGUCGUACAUCCAGACCGUUACUGGAGAACGGCUCCAAGAUGCGCUGCCUGCUCCGUCCUCAGGUGGGUGGAGGAGACGUGGUGCGACAGCGCUCACUGAGGAGGUCCCAAAAGGAGAACAAUGUGUCCCAGACAGUAAAUGAAGGAAGCACAGACUCUCGGCCCUACAAGGGCAUUCUGAAGAGACGUAACAGCAUGAAACAGAAGGCAGUGAAUGAAGGUCCAGCUGUCGGUUCAGUGGAUCCUCAGAACAUUUUGGGUUUGUCUGCUUCAGCUCACACACCUUCUGCCUCUUUGUUGCCACGCAAAGGCAUUUUAAAGAAGCCUUCAGAGCAAGAGUCAGGGUAUUACUCCUCCUCUCCUGAAAACAGCGACUCGGGCUGGGCACCACAAACUAAAGCGUACCCCUCAGCUCCAACCUACAGGAAGGGGAUCCUCAAACGUAACGGAAAGUUCUCUUCCGGCGGGCUCCAAGAGUUCGGCUCUCUGGACCAGCUAGCAGCAUCUUUACCUGCAGAAAGCACCAGAUCCAGACCAAGUGUGGCCAUCAGUGAAGACAGCAUUUUGUCCUCGGAGUCCUUUGAUCAGCUGGACCUGCCAGACCAUGUGAUGCCUCCGACACAAAUGACCAAACCAGCCAAAGCUAGCAUGAAAGGCAGCGUCUCCGCAGACAACUUGUUGGACAUGGGUGAAGGUGGGAUUCUGCCUGAUGGGAUGCUGAGGCCGUGGGACUGUUAUGAGUCUGGAGUGGCCGACAGUGCCUUUUCCAUCAGUGACUGUGAUAACGUCACAGAAACGUACAAACAGGCCGCGGUUCUACAGGGAUCUGCAGUAAGCUAAGGACACAAGCUAAAAACUACUGAAGACUUGAACCAAAGUGUUUCAGGUGGGAAUGCCAGCACAGGUUUGGGCUAACUUGAAGAAUUCCAAGGCACCAAAAAGGGAAGAGAGGCGUUGUGUAACAUCAGACUGUAUUUUAGAUUGUUAAACUGGAUUAGACCAAUUAGAACUUUUAAUUGAAAUAAAUGAGAGUAAGAACGGGCAGGAUUGAUGAGAGGAAUGUAUCAAAAUCAAAGAUUCCUGGGAGAACUGAGAGGUGAUUGGUUUACAGUUAUUAGGAUCCCACAUUUGAACCAAAACAACCUCUUUCAUCAGCAGCUGUAGACUAAACACCAUUUGUUACUCCUGUUUAAUAAGACCAGUGUUGGAUUAUGGAUUACUUAGACAGACUGUGCAACACUUUCUGUUUAGAAACUCAGAGUCACUGGUUUCUUACAGGAUGACUUGGAUGUGUUGACUCAUCAGAAAUUCAGUUAGAAGCAAAAAAACACUGGUUUAGGAUUUCCUCUCUAGAGUCACAGCUGUUAUGUUUAGGGGAGAUAUUUCAGACACCAAAGACCACGUUUGUUUAUUUCAUUUGUACCGUUUUGUAUUGUUAUUUUUAUGUAGUGCAAAACGUGCCAAGGUGAUGUUUGCGUGUAAUAACUUAAACCUGUUUUUGUUUUUUUAGUAACUCAUAAGUUUGGAUAAUGACUUGAAAACAAUGACUUUGACCGGUGCAACCAGCUAAACCUGCUUCUGCCUUCUACUUACUAAUGCAUCUGCACAGGUCGACUGACUCAUUGUGGCUUGAUUUCCCAGCGAGGGCGGCGACCGCUCAGUCACUGUUUGUUGAAAGUUGAACAAAAACGUGUCUCUGACGCUCGAUCGUGGGAGACGAGUUAGUGGAGUUUUAUAAAUUUCACACUUUUUGAAGCUUGCAUUAUUCAAAACUAUCAACAAAUGCAAUCUUGUGCCCUCUGAGAUU
Molecule: messenger RNA, 3073 nt
Organism: Nothobranchius furzeri (turquoise killifish)
Lineage: Eukaryota; Metazoa; Chordata; Actinopteri; Cyprinodontiformes; Nothobranchiidae
Gene: nuak2
Product: NUAK family, SNF1-like kinase, 2
Biological process (GO): protein phosphorylation; intracellular signal transduction
Cellular component (GO): cytoplasm
Molecular function (GO): protein serine/threonine kinase activity; ATP binding
Source: RefSeq, a predicted model, not a curated record